Leptopilina boulardi is the source of this 7487-nucleotide messenger RNA. It is a transcript of the gene Dgk, whose product is annotated as diacylglycerol kinase 1. The coding region runs from base 363 to 3068 and encodes 901 amino acids. Lineage: Eukaryota; Metazoa; Arthropoda; Insecta; Hymenoptera; Figitidae. Gene Ontology annotation, cellular component: plasma membrane. Gene Ontology annotation, biological process: diacylglycerol metabolic process; intracellular signal transduction; lipid phosphorylation. The record is from RefSeq and is a predicted model, not a curated record. Gene Ontology annotation, molecular function: calcium ion binding; ATP-dependent diacylglycerol kinase activity. The transcript has 18 exons.
ACACCAAGUCAGCUUCAUCAGUUGGUUUCGCGCUUCACGCGUGUUCACUUCGUAUUUUUUUUUGAGAACAAAGUUUUCAUUAAAAAAAGAAAAAAAAAAAAAAAAAAAAUCGGUUGAUAAAAAAAAUUAUUUAUUCAGUGGACAAAUUUGUCAAUAAUUUUCGAUUUAAUUUUUAAAUUUUCUAUAUAUAAAUCAUUGCGGGACGAGUGGGAGGAGAAUAUUUAAUGAACGUGAAAUUAAAAAAAAAAAAAAAAAAGUGCAGUGAAUAAUAAAAUGUACGUGUUUCGAAAAUGGUGACAAAGAGUAUAAAGAACGUAUGUUUUGUUGUCAUUAUUAUCGGAACAUUCUGAACGGAAGUAAGAAUGACCCUUCAUUGGGAAAAACUUUCACCAGCUGAGUUUCAGCAACUUCAAGAUUUAGCAGCAUAUUCGACAAAAAAACUUCAAGAUGUUCUCAACGAAUUUUGUGGCACUGCCUCAACACCCGGAAGUCUUCCAAAAUAUCAUCCAGAUGGAGAUAUCGAUUAUGAAGGAUUUCGAAAAUUUCUCGACACCUAUCUCGAAGUUACAACACCUGACGAGCUAUCGCGACAUCUUUUUCUAUCGUUUCUCAAAAAGGGUCAACGAGGAAUUGACGGAAAAGCCUUCAAGGAAAUGGCAGUAUUGUCUUCCACGACGGCGUGUGCGGCAAUUACCUCACACACCACAUCCACCAGUAACGUGAAUAGCACUGGAUUACCUGGGGGUACAUCUAUUGAAAGUCAUGGCUCAUCUUUUGCCGAUAAAAUUCAUGGAUUAACAGAAAAACUUCAAGCUCUUGGUCAUCAUAGAAAUGAUAGUGAACUUUCGAGAACGAGAACAGGAAGUGUACAUCCAACAUUGACAGUGGCUCACACAUCGUAUAGUUGUCACGAUGUACUUGAGAAAAAAAGUACAGAAAGCAGUCCAAGUCAUAGUCAAAUGUCACGAAACUCUUCGAGAAAAUCGAAUAAUUCACUUCUUGUCAACAAUGGAAAAUAUGAAGAGAUCAGACAUCUCGUCAGGAAACAAAGUACAAUUGAUGUACAUUCGAUUAAAGUUAGUCUUAAGGAUAUCGUCUGUUAUCUAUCUCUACUGGAAGCUGGAACGCCAGAAGAUAAAUUGGAAUUCAUGUUCCGACUUUACGAUACAGAUGGUAACGGAGUUCUUGAUACAAACGAAACAGACUGUAUCGUCAAUCAAAUGAUGAAUGUUGCUGAGUAUUUAGGAUGGGAUGUCUCUGAAUUAAAACCGAUCCUGGAGGAUAUGAUGGUAGAAAUAGAUUACGAUGCAGAUGGUACGGUUUCAUUGGAAGAAUGGAAGAGAGGAGGAUUGACGACAAUUCCUCUUUUAGUACUACUGGGUCUUGAUUCUCAUGUCAAAGAGGAUGGUAAUCAUCUUUGGAGACUAAAACACUUUAGUAAACCAGCUUAUUGCAAUCUAUGUCUCAACAUGUUAGUUGGUCUUGGCAAAAAAGGACUCUGCUGUGUUUUUUGCAAGUACACAGUUCACGAGAGAUGUGUACAAAGAGCACCAGCUUCUUGUAUAGCAACAUAUGUAAAAAGUAAAAAAACUUCACAAGUUAUGGUACAUCAUUGGGUUGAGGGGAACUGCCAUGGGAAAUGCUCAAAGUGUAAAAAGACAAUAAAAAGUUAUAACGGAAUAACAGGUCUUCAUUGUCGCUGGUGUCAAAUCACGCUGCACAAUAGAUGCGCAUCGCAGGUACGAGCUGAUUGCAACCUAGGAGAACAUGCAGUUCACAUACUACCGCCCACAGCUAUUUGUCCGGUUGUUUUGGACAGACAAAGGUCACUUUCCAGGGAUAGUAAAAGGGGUAGUAAACAUGGACAAGAUUCAACUUCAAGUAGUUCGGGUGGCUUUCUCUCGUGUAACAAUACAUCUAAUCAGCAACCAGCAAUGUCUUUUCAAAUUACACAACCACAAGGAACGAUACCCCUAUUGGUGUUCAUAAAUCCAAAAUCAGGCGGAAGACAGGGAGAGAGAAUGUUAAGAAAAUUUCAAUACAUUUUAAAUCCAAGACAAGUACACAAUUUAGCUAUUGGUGGACCAAUGCAGGGUUUGCAAUUAUUUAAAGAUGUUGAACAAUUUAAAGUUAUUUGUUGCGGUGGAGAUGGUACCGUCGGUUGGGUUCUCGAAACAAUGGAUCGUGUACAAUUUGAACAUCAACCGGCAGUGGGUGUAAUUCCACUUGGAACAGGAAAUGAUUUAGCGCGAUGCCUACGUUGGGGUGGUGGCUAUGAAGGUGAAUCAAUUCACAAAAUUUUGAAGAAAAUUGAAAAAUCAACACCGGUAAUGAUGGACAGAUGGCAAAUUGAAGUAACUGAUCAAAAAGAAGAAAAAAAACCAAAUCAAGACUGCAUUCCCUAUAAUAUUAUCAACAAUUAUUUCUCAGUGGGUGUUGAUGCUGCAAUUUGUGUUAAAUUUCAUCUUGAACGAGAAAAGAAUCCAGAAAAAUUUAACAGUAGAAUGAAAAAUAAAUUAUGGUACUUUGAAUAUGCAACCACAGAACAAUUUGCAGCGAGUUGCAAAAAUCUUCACGAAGAUCUCGAAAUUAUCUGUGAUGGUGUACCUUUGGAUCUAGCACACGGUCCAUCACUUCAAGGUGUGGCAUUGUUAAACAUUCCGUUUACUCAUGGGGGUUCUAAUUUAUGGGGCGAACAUCACAUGAAACAUCGACUUGGAAAAAGAAAGAAACGACCCGACAAGGAAUUGAGUACGAGUAGUUUUAAUUCAGUCGAUCUCACUGUCGCGAUACAAGACAUAGGUGAUAAUCUCAUUGAAGUGAUUGGUUUGGAAAAUUGUCUACACAUGGGUCAAGUGAAAACUGGACUACGUGCAUCAGGAAGAAGAUUAGCUCAAUGUAGUAGUGUUACAAUCACAACAUUUAAACGGUUUCCCAUGCAAAUCGAUGGUGAACCAUGGAUGCAAGGUCCCUGCGCCAUUCAUAUAACGCAUAAAAAUCAAGUUCCGAUGUUAAUGGCACCACCACCAGAUAAAAGAAAAGGUUUCUUUCGUUUUUUAAGAAGAUGAACUUAUUGUAAAUCGAGACGCGUAAAUCGUGUCCACCCAUUUGGGGAAAUUUGAGCUUUUUUUUCCCUAUAGUUUCCGUCUAGUCAAGAGCCAUCACUAAUAAAAAUAGCCACAUCGCCUAUAUCGUAAUAUGAUUGUACUAAAUAAUAUAUAAUAUAUAAUUUUCGCUGUUAAUGUGCAAAGCGAACAAUUUUCGUACGUCCGUAUAAAUUCUUUUAGUGCUAUUAUACGAUAAAUCGACCAUUAAAAUCAAAUGGAAAUGUCAUUAUGUAAAAUAUUUUCGAAAUUAUAUUCGCGAGGCUAUACAGAAAAAAAAAAUAUAUAUAUAUAUUAUAUUAGAUGCGUGAUAGUUAUUUGAGAGGCUCAUUUUCAAUUAUUGUUAUAAGAAAUCAUUUUUCAAAUUAUAAAACGUUUAAAACGUUUUAUUUUCUCAUCUCUUCUCAAUAUCUCGUAUUUACAAUAAUAUUUCUAAAUUAAACAAUAGUUCAAUAAAAUUGAAUAGUUAUAUCAAAAUUAUCAUUAUUAUUAUUAAAAAAAAAGUAUUAUAAAUAUAAAAUAUUGAUAGAAAUAUUUUGUUAUAGAAUAUUAAUAUUUUUCAUCAUUUUAAAAUUGAAAAUUAAUUUGAAAAUGAGUCUAUCAACUUUCGUCCAUAAUAUCGAUUCGCAAAAAAAUAUUUUCAUAUAGAAUUGUAAAUGUCUAACUAAAUUAAAAAUAUUUAAACAUGAAUAUAUGGCAAAUUUUGCUGUGAGUAGGAAAGUACGUGAUAUAUUAUAUAUAAAUAUAAUUAGAAAAAGAGAAGUGAAAAAAAAGAUUUAAAAAAAAAAGAUUUAAAAAAAAAAAAUAUAUAUAUAUAUACGCAAUAGAUUCGAUUUAGAAAAAUAAUUAUUAAAAAUUUAGAUUUUAGAAUAAAAUAUUUCAUUUCUUUUAGCUUUAAAAAUUAAUUUGAUAUUUUACGUAAUUUAAAAUCGAUUUCUCAAUGACGACAAUUUUUUUUUCAUAUAAAAUAACUUCUUUUAAAAUCAUUAAGACUUGACGGAAGCCAGAUGGAAAUAUUUACAGUAAAAUAAACCAUUUGUGACCUCUUAUAUAAUUAAUAAUGAAGUUAAGUAUUAUUAACGUAAUUACAUUUUCUUAUAAUGGGAACACCGUCGUUGCACGUUUCUACCAAUGAUAAAAUCUCUAGUCAAUUUUUUAUUUGCCAAUGAUCUUUCAUUUAUAUUUAUAUUUUUGCAAUUGUUCUUUAAUGGAACAUUUAUUUUUUUUUUACAUAUUUUCUUAUAUCGUUAUACUUUAAUUAUUAUUUUUUAUUUUUGUACAAAUAUUUUCAUUUUUUAGUUCUAAAAUUAAUUAAUUUUAAUUAUUAUUAUUGUCAUUUGUUUAUUAAUAAUAAUUUAAUUACUAAUUAUGUUUAAAAAAAAUGUUUAAGUAAAUUUAUUUUUAACAAAAAAAGCAAUUUCUUGGUUAAAUUGAAAACCAAAUCAAAACUAACCAUAAUAAUCAUUAUUAGAAUCAUUAAAUAUAAUUGAAAAUGUUAAUUGUCACACAAUUGUUUUUGCUAUAAAAAUUAAUUAAUCUCAAUAUAUUUCUUGACAAAACAAUUCUAGUCUUUAUAUUAAAGAUUUCUCUAAUAAGCAAAAAAAAACUGCUGGUAAUCAAGAAUAAAAAGUGGAUUUUAGAAAUCAGUUUUUUAAAUACACUGCCACUUUUUAACAUUUUCACAAUCAUCUCUUUAAGAUAAUAAGACAAAUAAUCUUCUUUUUCUAUUUUACUUUUUAAAGUAAUAAAAAAAAAUCGUUUAAUUUCGAAUGCUUGAAUUUUGGAACAAAAUAACAAUUUUAAAAGUAUAAUAUGGUGAAUGUGUUUUUUCGUAUAAUUAUAACAUGAAAAAAAAACAAACAUGAUUGUUCAAUCAUAAUAAAAACGCGACUGCUAAAAAAGAGAUAUAAACAUUCAUCAUGGACCACAGAAUGUAACGAACUUUCCGUCCGUGAAAUAUAGAAAUGAAAUAUUUACAUUUAGUAAUAAGCUCGUAUGUAGUUGUAAUAAUUAUUUUUUUAAGUUUCUCACGGUCGCAUAUAAUUCUUUUUUUUAUAUAUAUAUAUUACCAAAAUUAUAUAUACGUUAUUAUAUUUUUCACGAAAAUUUCAGUAUUUAUUUUAUAAAUUCAAAUUUAUUUAAAAAAAAAUUAAUUCCAACUAAAAAUUCCUUUUUAUAUGUUAUUUGAGAAUAAUAUUUAUUUAUAUUAAUAAAUAAUAUUAUAAUUAUUAAUAUAAAUAAUAUUAUUUAGAAAUAAUAUUUGUAAAUUUAUUUAAAUAAUUGCACAAAUGUUUAUAGAAAUAAAUUCGAGAAACGUGCAUAAUAUUAAAAAAAGAAACUGUUUAAAUCCCACAGGGACCAGCUCAUCAAAUUGAUAAAAAAAAAAAAAAAAAUAUCACUAUGCAGUACCUAAAAAUUUCCUUUCGACAGUGAAAAAAAGAACUAGCUUUUUAUAUUAAAAACAAAUUUUAAUCAAUUAUAAAAUCAGCUUAACUAGAAAAUUCAUUUCUAUAUAAUUAAAUCAAAAUGCUUAUAAUGUAUUUUUAAAACAAUUAUAUUAUCAUGUAAAAUGUAUAUACGUAUAUAAAUUGUUAAUUUUUUUUUUUUAACGAAAGAAAAAAUAUUUAUUUAAAAUAGAAAGUACAAUUUUGUAUUUAUUUAGUUAAUUAUAAUUGCUUUUUGUACUUUUUAUAUAGAUUUCAUUAAUAUUUUUUCUGUGAAAAAAAAACCAAAGAAUAAUGUUGAAUGUGUGUUGAUUAAUUUUUAAGAUAAAAUUUCAAUUCUUAUUUUGUAAACAUCGACUCUCUCUCUAUCUCCCUUUCUCUUUCAAAAAAAAAAAGAUAAAGCUUGAAUCUGAUAGUUUAAAUGUUUUAUAUCUAAACCAAGUUAAUGUAUAAUCUCUUUUUUUUUAAAUAUUUCAAUUUAGAAUAUUAUAUAGACUUGCGCGAAUGUUAAAUUGAUAAUUCUCUAUCAUUGUUAAAAACUCAUGUUUGUAUUUAUAGAAUUUUAAUAAUUUGUAUAGUCAUACAUUCUUGCGCAUAUAUUUAGUGAUUAAAUGUAGCCCUACUUAUAAAGUUAAGAGGAUCGAAAUAUUACGCUUAUGAAAACAAAAAAAAAAAAAAGUUAUACCUAUAAUAGGUAGAAUCUUUAAUGUGUGUAUAUAUAGAUAUAUACAUUUAUAUAUAAAUAUAUAUAUAGGUAUAUACAUAUAAAUAUUUAUUUAAUUAUAAAUAGAGCUCGUGAAUAGGAAAGUAUCUAAAUGGAUUUGUCUGCAAAAAAAAAAUUAAAAAAAAAAAAUAAAAAAAACUCGCCACUUUUGCUUAUAUACAAUUUAGUAUUUAAGGAGUGAUUAUUUUCAUCUUAAAAUUAAAGCAGUUUUUCAGUGUGCUUAUCCUGAAGAUAAUAACAAAAGACCCAAAAAAUAAGGAGAUAUAAAGAACAAUAUUUAAAAAAAAUAUUUUAAACAUUUUUAAUAUCUCGUAUUUUUAAUAAUAUUAUAUCUUUUAAAAACAUGUGAGACAUUAAUAGGCAUUAAAGGCGUUAAAAUUUUUCAAGAAUUUAAUUUUUAAACUGAAAACAAUAAAUAAUCUUUAAAAAUAUAUAAAAAAAAUAUAUUAAAAAAAUUAUAUCAAAUAUACAAUAAAAUAAAAUUUUUUAAAAUAAAGACCUUUUUAUAUUUAUCAGUUUAAAAAUUAAAAUAUUAAAAAUUUUAUUAGUCUGAAAUCUAUAACAUAUUAUAAUAUCUCAUAUUAUAACAAUUUUAAUUAAUCAAUAAAAAAAAUUCCAAUAAUUGAUUUAAAAUAAAAUGAAUUUAGAAAAAUUUCAAAUCGUUAGCAAGUAAUUUAUAUAAUUAUAUAUUAAAUACAUUUUCUUCUCACAUCAUGUUUAUCAAUAGAUGUAAUAAAAUUUAAUUUUUAAAUUUCAACAUUACUAUUUUUUUGUUAAUCUUAAGAAAACAAUAGUAACUGAUUGUCAAAAAAAAACUAAAAAUAAUGAAGCACAUGUAAAUGUUAUAGCAGAAUUCCAAGCACUAUUUAUAUAUCUGAUAUUAGCUAAAUUUACUGCCAAAUUUUUUGGGUCUACAUGAGCACUACUGCCAUAUUUUUCAAGAUACCAAAACUAUAGAAUACACAAACAAAUGUGUAUUAAAAAAAAGCGAAAAAUAACUAAAAAAAAAAAAUUAUGUACAUUUGCUCUAUAGAACGAAUUACAAGACUCUCGAGAUAUUGUUUUCGAGAAAUAUAAAUAUAUAUAUAUAUAUAUAUAUAUAUAUACAAUAAUGUGAACGAUUUCAUGAACUACUGUAAUUGCUUUGCAAUUAGAAAUUUGAAUCAAAUGUCAAACAACAUGUACAUUGAAUUCCAAUAAAAGAUAUUUGAAUUA